AUGUGCGAUAAUACCAAUGGAAACUGUGAGAUAAAUAUGAGUUGCAGACUGACCGGCAGCGAGCUCACAAGCAUUUCUAUGGAUGGGGAUAUAAUAAUCGGGGCAGUGAUGCCUGUUCACAUAGACAAGAUCUACCCAAAGGUCAAUUACAAGGAGGCGCCUGGUCCGGCCAUCUGUAUGACCUUCAGGUUAGAUAACUACCAGCGUGCUCAAGCCGUGCAUUUCGCUGUGGAAGAAAUUAACAAAACCCCAGAUAUUUUGCCAAAUAUCACCCUGGGAUUCAAGAUCUUUGACUGUUGUAAAGUCCUCCAGAGAGCUGUGUCAGGAACUCUGCAGUUGUUAAGUGGAUAUGGAGAAUCUCUUCCCAACUAUCGAUGUAACCAGGAGACCCAAUUGGCUGCAGUAAUUGGACAUUCUACAUCUACAUACGCAAUUUCAAUGGCUCAUAUACUGGGGCUAUACAGGUAUCCUCAAAUCAGUCACUUUGCCACAAGUUCUCUUCUCAGUGACCAUAUCCAGUUUCCAUCAUUUUUUAGAACAGUCCCCAGUGACGCCUUCCAGUCUCAAGGUCUUGCAGAGCUGGUGUUGCACUUUGGAUGGACUUGGAUUGGUCUAGUGGCCAUUGAUAAUGAAUAUGGACAGCAAGGUAUCCAAAUGUUCAAGAGGGAAAUAAUAAAAGCUGGAGCUUGUGUGGCUUUCACAGAGACCAUAAUCUCCAGUCGGCAAGAUCGAAAUGCCCCACACAUUGCUCGGGUGGUUAAAGACUCAACAGCCACAGCGGUGGUCAUCUUCUCUCCUGAUAUAGACUUAAGCUUUGUACUAGAUGAGAUGCUGAGGCAGAAUGUCACAGGAAAAGUAUGUAUUGCCAGUGAAGCUUGGUCUACAUCAUCUUUCUUGUCAGUAAGUAAAUAUUCAGGACUUCUUCUUGGAGCAAUUGGUUUUGCCCUCCAUAGUGGAAGCAUGCCAGGGUUUGGAGAUUUCCUUAACAGGAUAAAUCCAUCAAUGAUCGUGGGAAACCAAUGGACAAAACUAUUAUGGGAACAAGUUUUUGGCUGCAAAUUCAGAGACCAGAUGUCUCCCAAAGUCAUUUCAAACUCAUCGAUAAAAGAAUGUACGGGCCAAGAAAGUCUUAAGAGCAUUCUGAACAAUUUCAAUGAUGUCUCCAGUCUGAGGGUAACAUACAAUGUCUAUCUAGCGGUUCAUGCAGCUGCAAAGGCUCUGGACAAUUUGGGUAAAUGCAAGAAGGGAGAUGGACCAUUCCUCAAUGGAUCAUGCGCUGAUAUUGAGAACUUGAAGCCUUGGCAGUUGCUGCACUAUAUGAAGAAGUUACAUCUGAACACGUCCAAUGGUAGACAACUCUUUUUCGAUAAGAACGGAGAUCCCCCUGCUGUGUACGAUAUUGUGAACUGGCAGCUGAGCCCUGAAGGACAAAUCCAACAAGUAAAAGUGGGCAGUUAUGAUACCAGUAUAACCAGUGGGAACAUCUUCACUAUUAAUACCAGCCACGUACAUUGGGGGACUGGAAACCUCAAGUAUAAGGUGAUGUAUGAGUGCUCAUUGGAAAACAACAUUACCUGCCCAUUUAAACAAAUUUUUCCUCAAAAUUGUUCCCAGGUACCUGUUUCAGUCUGCAGCCCUAGUUGUCCACCAGGCUUUAGGAAAGCAGCCAGAAAAGGCCAACCUUCCUGCUGUUUUCAAUGCAUUCCAUGUCCUUACGGAGAGAUAUCUAGCCGAACAGAUUCACUACAAUGUACAGAGUGCCCAUGGGAUAUGUGGCCAAAUCAAAGCCAAGAUCAUUGUGUUCUAAAGACGCAAGAAUUCCUUUCACUUGAAGAUCCACUGGGCAUCACCUUAACAACUACUGGCAUCUCCUCAUCAUUGGUUCCUGUGGUGAUCUUUGGACUUUUUAUCCACUACAGAACAACCCCCAUUGUUCGAGCCAAUAACUACUCCUUGAGUUGUCUUCUCCUUUUGUCACUAUCACUCUGUUUUCUUUGCUCUUUAGUCUUUAUUGGUCAUCCCCAGUAUGAGAUAUGUCUUUUAAGACAAGUAACUUUUGGUGUUGUAUUUUCACUUUGUGUCUCCUGCAUCUUGGCAAAAACCAUUAUGGUAGUCAUUGCUUUUAAUGCCACAAGGCCUGGGAGUCAACUAAGGAAAUGGACUAGUCCACGUGUAUCAUAUCUCAUAGUCAUCUCCUGUAUCCUUAUUCAGAUAUUUAUUUGCAUUAUGUGGCUGACAUUCUCUCCUCCCUUCUCGGAAGUCAAUUCAGAAAGUAAUUCUGAAAUACUAGUUAUUCAGUGUAAUGAAGGGUCACCAUUGGCUUUUUGGUCUAUGCUUGGCUACCUCGGUCUCUUGGCCUUCAUUAGCUUCAUUGUAGCUUUCUUGGCCAGGAGACUUCCCGACUGCUUCAAUGAGGCCAAGUUCAUCACCUUCAGCAUGCUGGCCUUCCUGAGCGUCUGGUUGUCCUACAUUCCAGCAUCUCUAAGUUCAAGAGGAAAAUAUAUGGUGGCCAUGGAGAUCUUUGCUAUCCAAUCGUCAACCUGGGGUUUGGUUAUUUGCAUGUUCAUUUUAAAAUGUUAUAUUAUUGUAUUUAGACCCGACAUGAACUCAAGGGAAAAACUGAUGUCAAAACAAAAAAAUGUUAAUUGA
Molecule: messenger RNA, 2649 nt
Organism: Hyla sarda
Lineage: Eukaryota; Metazoa; Chordata; Amphibia; Anura; Hylidae
Product: extracellular calcium-sensing receptor-like
Exons: 8
Coding region: 1-2649 (882 amino acids)
Biological process (GO): G protein-coupled receptor signaling pathway
Cellular component (GO): membrane
Molecular function (GO): G protein-coupled receptor activity
Source: RefSeq, a predicted model, not a curated record